GGUACAGCUGGCAGCAGCUAGUCUCAACUAGUCUGUGGACCUUGCUCAUCAUGGGCUAUGGUUAGCAAUACGCCCAGAAUAUGCUGUCGGACAGUGUCCAGUCAUAUAGGACGCAUUACACUUCGCGAAUAGGCCGACCAUAACUGCUGAACUGAUAAAGCGCUUGGCACUUCAGGCCUCAGGUAUCGGCAGCUGACGCCCGCCUCCCCGCCGUACAACACUUACAACACACAUCGUUAGUGAUCAUCGUUACCUGAUACCAUCCCAACGCGCCUCGUUUCCUACUUGUUCAUUGAUUUUCAUUGUGACUUAUCAGAAAAUUGACCCUGCUUCGACCGGUUGUCCUGAUUUUAGGGGACAAUGCGCAUGUUGCUACGAGACCGCUCCGCACCCCAUACGACACGGGCCUACGAGCAUAUAUAGAGAAAGGCAGGGGAGCAAGUACACCAUCCCCUUUUCUUUCCGUUCACACCAGUGCCUCUUGACGAGGACAGCUGCUUGCAGCGAGCUAUCGAGGAUACCUGGCUGGCCAUCCACCCGUUCUUCAGCUUUCGUCUCUUUUUUGACAUUAGUCGCCCCGGAAGACGCGUCUGCCCAAGUCUCUAGCUCUCCUUCCACGAAGCCGAUUCGUCACGAUGUUCUCCAAGCUCUACCUUGUUGCCGCGCUCCUUCUCGGGGCCAUCUCCCUCCGGGCAAAUGCGCACACCGGCAUCACACCUGCGCUCGGUGUGAGUGGGCAAUUCGCGCGCAGCGACGUUCAGAGGCCAUCAACGGCGAAUGAGUGUGGCAACGUCAACGUUGCAAACACUAUCAACACCUCGACUCCUGUCCAAGCCGCCGCGAACGGUACUUUCACUGUCACCGCCACCAACUUCAAUGCGUGAGUGCCUUGGUCAUUAC
Messenger RNA from Phanerochaete carnosa HHB-10118-sp, 900 nucleotides. RefSeq lists its product as uncharacterized. NCBI's taxonomy places the organism in Eukaryota, Fungi, Basidiomycota, Agaricomycetes, Polyporales, Phanerochaetaceae. The transcript has a single exon. Bases 636 to 884 code for a protein of 82 amino acids. The record is from RefSeq and is a predicted model, not a curated record.